This is a messenger RNA of Penicillium concentricum, 456 nucleotides long. RefSeq lists its product as uncharacterized. NCBI's taxonomy places the organism in Eukaryota, Fungi, Ascomycota, Eurotiomycetes, Eurotiales, Aspergillaceae. Bases 1 to 456 code for a protein of 151 amino acids. The transcript has 3 exons. The record is from RefSeq and is a predicted model, not a curated record. Gene Ontology annotation, biological process: chorismate metabolic process; salicylic acid biosynthetic process. Gene Ontology annotation, molecular function: chorismate mutase activity.
AUGCUUUUCCUUCUCUUUAGUCUGUUUCUUCCUGCUAUUGCGGAUUCAACAACCAAUGUCAGUAAUGCCUGCUAUGGUUCUAAUGUGAUCUCGGCACCUUCAGCGGAUCAUCGCCCUGUGCCAUGGGGUACUCCGAGUGUCCAUUUUUCAUUAAAUGGCACAACUAUGUGCUGUGAUUCUUUAGACGAGAUCCGCACCGCGCUCGAUGAUAUUGAUGAUGAAAUACUCGAUCUCCUAAAUCGGCGAGCAGCGUAUGUCCGUGAGGCCACUAGGUUCAAAUCCACACGCGCUUCUGUGAAUGUUCCCUCGCGCAAUGAGGCCGUCCUCAAGCAGGCAGAGCAGCAGGCGGUGGAUAUUGGGGUGCCAGUAACCAUUGCCCGGGCGGCUAUGGGGGCCAUUCUGAACUCCAGCGUGCCUUUUGAAGAGUGCAUUUUUGAUGCCUAUAAUCAGAGUUAA